AUGUUACUACGACUCCCCAAGAACCUCCAUUACCCUAUCACCAUCACCAAGAUCGAGAAACUGGUCGGCGACACCGUUGCUCGCAACGACGACAUCUUCUUAUAUUCAUACACGAUCAAGGUGAGAGAAGAGGAGCGGUAUGAGGUGAGGAAAGAGGAAGACAUACCGUUGGUGGAAAAGAAGUUUGUCACGCAUUUCUCCAGCACUCUUGAAGGCACGAUAAAAGCAUGGAGGGUCUGGCAAGGGGACGUCCUUACCGCGCCUGUGGACGUAUGCGAAAUCGAAGAGGAGUGUACGCAUGCUGUCCAGGCUCUGGGCAUGUGUAUCAAUUGCGGUAAGGACAUGACCAUUGUCGCAGUGGGAAGCGAAACUACUGAUGCUGACCGCGCCCCCAUCCGCAUGGCACACGAUACCGCUCACCUCACCAUUAGCAGAGAAGAAGCAAGCAGGAUAGAUGAAGAGGCGAAGCGCCGGCUCCUAUCUUCUCGCAAGCUCUCGUUGGUGGUCGAUCUCGAUCAGACAAUCAUUCAUGCCGCGGUCGAACCCACCAUCAGAGAGUGGAUGGAAGACAAGGACAAUCCCAACCACGAUGCCGUGAGCGACGUACGCGCAUUUCAAUUGACCGACGACGGCCCUGGGAUGAAGGGCUGCUGGUACUAUAUCAAGCUGAGACCUGGCCUUGCCGAGUUCCUGGACCAUAUCUCGCAGCUCUACGAACUCCACAUCUACACAAUGGGAACACGUCAAUAUGCUACCGAGAUUGCCAAACUCGUCGACCCGGAGAAGAAGUACUUCAGUGACCGCAUACUCAGUCGGGACGAGAGCGGCAGCAUGAUUGCGAAGAACCUCGAGAGACUGUUCCCUGUUGACACCAAGAUGGUGGUCAUCAUUGACGACCGAGGCGACGUCUGGAAAUGGAGCGCCAACCUCAUUCGGGUCACCCCCUUUGACUUUUUCGUGGGCAUUGGAGACAUCAACUCUAGUUUCCUGCCCAAGAAGCAAGAGAUACAAGCCACACCAACAGCUGAGCCUAAGAUGAUCACAGCCAAUGGUGCCGACGCCGGUGCAAAUGGUGAAGGUGAACGCAAUGGCAUGGCCGAAGACGGAACAUCGACCAUUCAGAAUGGCACUGCAGCGUUAGAACAGCUGAUCGCAAUGAGUGGCAGUGAUAGUCCUGCAGUACGCGAAUUGCAAACCAAAGACCAAGAAGAGAUCAUUAAGGUUCAAUUGAAAGACAAGCCCCUUCUCAAGAUGCAGCUCCAGCAAGACGAGAAGGACGAGGCUGAAGCAGUCGUCAACGGCGAAGCGACUACAUCCCAGUCCACAGAAUCAGACUCUAGCGACUCUUCAAACUCGUCAGAGUCAAAUUCAGGCCCCAAACAGAAAGCACGGCACAGCAUCCUGAAAAACGACGACGAGGAGCUCAUUCACCUCGAGGCGACAUUGACCAAGGUGCACGAAGCCUUUUUCGCUGAGUACGACCGAAAGCGACUAGGGGGUAAAGGCGGCCGAGUUGCCGAACUGACUGGCAAGCGUAAAGAGCCACUGCCAAGUCGAGAAGACAACGAGGGUCAGUCUUUGGAGCUGAGGUUUCUGCCAGACGUCAAGAGAGUCAUGCCAGCCAUGAAAAUGAGAGUUUUGGCGGGGGUCAGGAUCGUUUUCAGCGGCGUCUUACCACUGGGAACUGAUAUCCAGAAUGCUGACAUCAGCACGUGGGCUAAGACAUUCGGCGCCACCAUAACGGACAAGAUAUCCAGGGAGGUUACCCACGUGAUAGCGGCUCGCCCAGGCACUGCCAAGGUCAAGCAAGCGGUGAAGCGUGGCAUCAAAGUCGUCGGGACGCCAUGGCUGAUAGCAUCUAUGCAACAGUGGCGAAAAUUGGAUGAACGACCUUACCUACUGGAAGGGGUCCAGAAGCAGAAACAUGAAACCUUGAGCGAGUUGGGUGACAAUCUCGACAAGGCAAGUGAAAAUGUCAAUGAUUUCCUUCUCAGUUCGUCCGAGGGGGAAACGAGCGGGCUCGACACCGAAGACGACCAGCCCAAACGGAAAAGGCUCAAACUGAGCACCUCGAACGAUGACGAGGCCGGGGCUUAUGAGGAUGUUGUUGAUGACGGCAGUCCAGUUACCAUCAAUCAGGACGAGUGGGCUGAUAUCGAUGCCGAGUUGAAAGAAUUUCUCGGGAGCGACGCUGAGAGCGAAAGUGAUACCGAUUCGGUGAGCUCUGCCCUGAGCAUCCGAGACAGCCGUAGAGGCAAGAGAAGAAGAGAGGACGACGACGGAGACAAUAGCUCAGCCAGCGACGUGGAUCGAUCAUCCGAUCGUAAGAGAAACGGUACAGGUAGCGGCCUGAAGCAGGUCAAAAAUGUCGACAGCGAGCGUGAAUCAGAGGCCACGGAUACACCGACAGCCGGCACAACAGAGGAGCAGAUCCGUCUCGAACAACGAGAAGCCGAAGAAGCACAAGAGCGUGAAGACGAGGCGGUGGAAGACUCCGAUGACGAGUUAGCCCGAGAACUGGAGCGGGAGCUCGAGGAAUAUGACGCCGAAUAA
This is a messenger RNA of Cladophialophora yegresii CBS 114405, 2553 nucleotides long. RefSeq lists its product as uncharacterized. Gene Ontology annotation, molecular function: RNA polymerase II CTD heptapeptide repeat phosphatase activity. NCBI's taxonomy places the organism in Eukaryota, Fungi, Ascomycota, Eurotiomycetes, Chaetothyriales, Herpotrichiellaceae. Gene Ontology annotation, cellular component: nucleus. The coding region runs from base 1 to 2553 and encodes 850 amino acids. The record is from RefSeq and is a predicted model, not a curated record. The transcript is spliced from 3 exons.